GGUUCCUGCGCAUGCUGCUUCCCCAGGCUUCGAGUCGGGAACCCGGGCUGCAGGGUCGGAGAGCCAGGUGCUGAGCCCCCCUCUGCAGGUGUAGGGGUCAGUCCCAGCCGGCGCUCCAGCCAUGGGCAGAGCCCUGAUGCCACAGCAGGACGCUGGGGAAAGGGAGCUCCCGCCUCAGGGGCCCCCCUGGAGAGCAGGGGGUCCUGCCACACUGAGGGUCCUGAUCCUCGCCCUGCUCUGGAGGGGGUCCCUGGCCCAGCUGCCCGGAUUUACCCUGACGGUGCCGCAGUCGGUGUCGGUGCAGGAGGGUCUCUGUGUUCUCGUCCCCUGCACCUUCACGUACCCAGCCUCCUUCGACACCGACAAUCCCUCGGCCCCGCUCUAUGGAUACUGGUUCAAGGAGCCUGGUACUGUGGGCCAGGAUCGUCCCGUGGCCAGCAGUCUCUCCAGCCUGGGGGUGUCGCAGGAGACCCAGGGCCGGUUCCGGCUGACGGGGGAUCCAGCGCACGGCGACUGCUCCCUGCAAAUCAGUGAUGCCCGACGGACGGAUGCAGAGAGAUAUUUCCUUCACAUCGAGAAAGGCCUGUUAGAUCACACUUACCGCUCCAAUUCCGAUGGCGCUGACCCUGCGCUCACGAUCUCCGUGCACGGGCUGAUGGAGGAGCCAGAGAUCCAGAUCUUGCCGGCGCGGGGGCUGCCAGGGACGCUGCUGGCAGGGGAGCCGGUGAAUGUGACCUGCACGGCCCCUGGGCGCUGCUCCGGGCCCCCUCCCCGAGUGACCUGGACGGGGCCAUUCAGCGACACAGCCCAGAACGUCUCAGCCCAGCUGGGGAACGGCACCUGGGCCCACAGUUCCACGCUCAGCUUCACGCCCGGCCUGGGGGACCACGGCAAAAAGCUCGUCUGCAGCGUCACCUACAGGCCACAGGGACCUUCCACCCGCAGAACCGUCCGGCUCCAUGUUGGCUACCCGACCAGGCCUCCCAAGACGACUGGUAACCAUAUCAGGAACGGACACCCCAACCCGACCGGGCUCCCCAACACCACUGGGACCCUGACCAGCAACGGACUGGAAGCCCCGAGAAUCAGUGGCCUCAUUCGGGCAUUUAUUGAAAUCAGCUGCAAACUCGUCUUCGCGGCGACUGGAUUCUUCCUGGCGUAUUACCUCACCCUGCUCUAUUACAGACGGACACCCUGCUGCUCUCAUGGAAGCAGAAGGAAGGACAGGCCGGUGUGCUGUUCCCAGCGCCUCGCCCCAGAGGCAGACGCAUCUCAGCUCCGGGUGAGCAACUCCUGGGCAGUGUCGAUGUGUGACUGUUCCCAGCCGCCCCGCCCCAGAGGCGGCUGUAUCUCAGCUCGGGGUUUGUACCAGCCGCAUGCCCCAGCCAUGGGCAGAGUCCCGAUGCCACAGCAGGACGCUGGGGAAAGGGAGCUCCCGCCUCAGGGUCCCCACUGGAGAGCAGGGGGUCCUGCCAUGCUGAGGGUCCUGAUCCUCGCCCUGCUCUGGAGGGGGUCCCUGUCCCAGCUGCCCGGAUUUACCCUGACGGUGCCGCAGUUGGUGUCGGUGCAGGAGGGUCUCUGCGUUCUCGUCCCCUGCACCUUCACGUACCCAGCCUCCUACGACACCGACAAUCCCUCGGCCCAGCUAAAUGGACAGUGGUACAAGGAGCCUGCUACUGGGGGCCAGGAUCAUCCCGUGGCCAGCAGUGUCACCAGCAACGGGGUGUCCCAGGAGACCCAGGGCCGGUUCCGGCUGACGGGGGAUCCAGCGCGCGGCGACUGCUCCCUGCAAAUCAGUGAUGCCCGACGGACGGAUGCGGGGAGAUAUUUCUUUUACAUCGAGAAAGGCCUGUUUGAACACACUUACCGCCCCAAUUCCAAUGGCACUGACCCUGUGCUCACGAUCUCCGUGACAGAGCUGACGGAGAAGCCAGAGAUCCAGAUCUCGCCGGCGCGGGGGCUGCCAGGGAUGCUGCUGGCCGGGGAGCCGGUGAAUGUGACCUGCACGGCCCCUGGGGGCUGCUCCGGGCCCCCUCCCCGAAUCACCUGGACGGGGCCGUUCAACGACACAGCCCGGAAUGUCUCAGCCCCGCUGCCAAAUGGCACCUGGGCCCACAGCUCCGCGCUCAGCUUCACGCCCGGCCCGGGGGACCACGGCAAAGAGCUCGUCUGCAAUGUCACCUACAGGCCACCACGGGGACCUUCCACCCACAGAACCGUCCGGCUCAACAUCACCAACCCGCCCGGGCCCCCCAGCAUCACCGGGACCCUGACCAGUAACGGACGCCCCGUGCCAGCCGCAUUGAAGGCUGAGCGCGACAUCGUGUCUCUGGAUACCCAGGAGGGCGACUCCCUGAGCCUGAGCUGUGAGGCUGGGAGCAGACCUGAGGCCACCCUCAGCUGGGCCAAGGGGAACGAGUCCCUGAGCUCUGGCCAGGGAGGGGCCGGGCGACUGGAGCUGCCGAAUCUCAGCAGAGGGGACGCUGGGGAGUAUCGGUGCUGGGCCAAGAAUUCCUACGCUAGGGGCACCCUGGUGGUGAACGGGUCACAGCUCAUGGCCCGGAAGGGCGACUCCCUGCGGUUCCUCUGCUCUGUCGCCAGCAGCCCCCCCAAUGAGCUGGGCUGGAUCCAGGGCAGAGGGGAAAUCAGCGGCCGCCUUUGCGAGGUGAAGGAUCAAAUCAGGCAUCAGUACCUGACCGGGCCCCCCAACACGACUGGGAACCAGACCAGGAACGGACGCCCCGACACGCCCGGGCCCCACGAUGCCACUGGGACCAGCAAUGGAAGCCCUGGGCCGGCCCCAUUGAAGGCUGAGUGCAACAUCGUGUCUCUGGAGACCCAGGAGGGCGACUCCCUGAGUCUGAGCUGUGAGGCUGGGAGCAGACCCGAGGCCACCCUGAGCUGGGCCAAGGGGAACGAGUCCCUGAGCCCCAGCCAGGGAGGGGCCGGGCACCGGGAGCUGCCGAAUCUCAGCAGAGGGGACGCUGGGGAGUAUCGGUGCUGGGCCAAGAAUUCCUACGGGUCGGCCAGCUGGGCCCUGCGUGUGCACGUGCAGCAUCCCAGCACUCUGGUGGCCAACGGUUCACAGCUCUCGGCCCGUGAGGGCAACUCCCUUUGGUUCCUCUGCUCCCUUGCCAGCAGCCCCCGUGUGGUGCUGCGCUGGUGGCAGGUGGACGGGGAGCCCCUGGCUCGGACUGGCUCACUGGGGACCCUGCAGUUCAGCUCGCGUGUGCAGGGGGACGAGACUGUCAGAAAAGAGUAG
This is a messenger RNA of Mauremys mutica (yellowpond turtle), 3262 nucleotides long. RefSeq lists its product as uncharacterized. The transcript is spliced from 21 exons. The record is from RefSeq and is a predicted model, not a curated record. The coding region runs from base 122 to 3262 and encodes 1046 amino acids. NCBI's taxonomy places the organism in Eukaryota, Metazoa, Chordata, Testudines, Geoemydidae.